AUGGGCGGUGGUGAUUUAUCCUCGUGUCCACAUAUUGUCAAGCAUCGGCGAACGCUGACGAAGACACUUUGCAAUGUUAUUUAUAAUGUAAUAUUUCCGAACAAUGAGAGUGCACGCACAAUUCACGCCAAAUAUGUAAGAUGUGAGCAGUGUAAAACACGGCUGAAUGCGUUGAUGUGUGCCUGCUGCCAAUGUUCUACGUUCGCAUGCUUGACGCAUAUGCGGGCUCAUUUCAGUGAAGCCGAGCACUCAUUUGCUGUUUCUGUGGAAACCGGUUUCAUAUACUGCAAGCGAUGUGGCGAUUUUGUAUACGACCGACGAAUGGAACGGGCACGACGUGAUGCCGAGAAUUCGUGCCGAAGAUCGUUAAAUUUGAGCACCCGCAGUAUAUGGUAUCCGGACACUGCUGUUGUUGAUGUAUGCCACGGGAAUCCGGCUCGAAUGAUUCGAUUUUCCAGGAGUAGCCGUCGAGGACUUCGUGGAUUGGUAAAUUUAGGGAAUACAUGCUUCAUGAAUUGUAUUAUCCAGGCGAUCGUCCAUACGCCGCAUCUGAAGGAUUAUUUCCUGACCAACCAGCAUCACUGCAAUUCAUCACCACACAGCAGUGUUGAUUGCAUCAUGUGCGAGCUUUCCAAUAUUUUUCAGGAAUUUUACAAAGGCGAUAUCACUCCAUAUAAACCAUCUCGAUUCUUAAAACUUGUUUGGAGGCAUGAGCGACAUCUGGCUGGUUACGAGCAACAGGAUGCGCAUGAAUUCUUCAUGGCCGCUCUGAAUGUUCUCCAUCGACAUUCCGGAAGUAUGUUGUUAUUUUAUGAAUUAAAUUUUAGGUUUGUUUCAACAACUUUCGAUCCAUUCUGGGAUAUAUCACUUGAUGUAGCACAGGAAGCAUUGCUAUCGCCAUACAGUAUGAGUACGAGUACAUCUCAACAAGUCACAUUGGAAGAUUGCUUGCGCAGAUACAUCAAACCGGAACAUUUGGGCGAAACAAAAUGUGCACGCUGUGAAACAUCCGAAGAAUCGACGAAACAGUUUACACUGAACACGCUACCAAUGGUUGCUUGCUUCCACCUGAAACGAUUUGAGCAUAGUCUAAGUUAUCGCAAAAAAAUGGAUAUCAAAGUGAAAUAUCCACAAAUCAUAGAUAUGACACCAUUCACGACUGCUUUCCGGGAACGCCUAGCUGCUGAUGGUACUGAUAGAAAAACGAGUAUUGCCGGCGAUUUGUUAACCAGAAACCGAAACAAAUAUGAACUGUUUGCAGUGGUGAAUCAUACGGGUACAAUGGAAAGUGGUCAUUACACGUGCUACAUUCGACAUCAACACAAUCAGUGGUUUCAGUGCGAUGAUCAGACGAUUUCGAAAGCACCAGUUGAAAAUGUCCUCUCCUCGCAGGGCUAUCUUCUUUUCUACCAUAAAUGUCACUCGGAUUACUACUGA
Gongylonema pulchrum is the source of this 1437-nucleotide messenger RNA. Lineage: Eukaryota; Metazoa; Nematoda; Chromadorea; Rhabditida; Gongylonematidae. The record is from the annotation of a GenBank genome assembly.